Messenger RNA from Ciona intestinalis (vase tunicate), 1520 nucleotides. The record is from RefSeq and is a predicted model, not a curated record. Lineage: Eukaryota; Metazoa; Chordata; Ascidiacea; Phlebobranchia; Cionidae.
CAAAAUUAUUUUUGUUCCAGAAAUAGCAUUGAAUAUAUUUAAACAAAUACCAUUGUUACGUCACUAGAAAGUUUUAGAACAAGAGAUAAUUGUUGCUUGUGACGUAACAAUUGCUGAUUCAUCAGUAAUGGUGACGAUUUACCCGCGAAAAGCUGACGUAGCAAAAUAUUUGGAAAUAAACAUGGGUGAUGGUGCUGGGGUUGGUGGGGUUAUGCAAACGAUGGGACAAUCGGGCGAAAGAAGAGAAAGCGGCGACGAACACGAGCGCCAACUUUUACUGCAAAGCGUUGAACAUAUUGAUUGUCAAGAUUUCCCGUUUGAUGACGUAUUGUCGUUGGAGGACGCGGUCAAAGAGGAUAUGACGUCGGAGGGUAUAACGUCACCGAGCGAGGUGUUCGAGAAGAAGGCGGAAGAUACGUCAUACCUGACGUCACAGAUAGACUUUGCGGCGAUUUCCCAUCUUUCGCGACUUCACGAUGAAAGAUUGGAUGAUUUGGACAACUCAACAAAACUUCAUCCUUUGAUUUCGAACCCGAAGAAACAUUUGUCGAAAACGCCAAGAAACGAAAUUUGCCGAAAGUACCGGAUGAGAAGCAACGAUGACGUCACUAAUGAAUUACGUCAUAGGAAGCGUAGUAUAGCGACGAAUCAAACGAAUGAACGUAAAGUAAGAAGACAAUCACCCGUUAUGACGUCAUUAUUAGAUUCUGAGAAACAAUCGUUGCCUCCAGAAGGAUUUAAAAUAACGAGGUAUCCCAUAGCAACCGGAAGAUCGAUGUCCGCUUCAUUUGACAACGAUUCAGACAAACGAAAGAUUGAAUCCCAACACAUGAUCAAUUCAUUAGUAGCCAAACUCCACCAAGCUGAGGAGAGAUCAAACAUGGCGCAACACGAAGCACAAGAAUGGAGGACAACAGCUCAACAAACAUUGAAAGCUGCGCAAAUUAUUAAAAGUCAGAUGGAGUACGAGAAGGCACGAGCCAACAGGGCAGAAGCAAAACUAUCCAAAGUAUCUUUGAAACAAAGUUGCGACGAUGCUACAUCUGCUCCCAACACCCAACCCGAACCAAACUUUACAUUAAGCAAUAACUUUGCUUUAGAAAACAAUCAAAACCCCAACCCCCCUCAGUUAAACGGGCCGUCAUCAAAUCAACCCAACCCACCAGCGCCGUCUAGCGGACAGAUAACUCACGAUCACGUCCGCUCAACUUUGAGAGCAAAACUCGGAAAGAUUUCCCGCCAACCGACAAUAUGUGAACAACAACCUCGACCUUCAUUGGUGGAAUGUAACAAUGCCCUUUGUGAGGUCAUGGACGCUAUUACGUCAUUCAACGCAACACAUAGAGAUCGUAUAUGUUUUGAUACGUCAUCAACAACCAGACGCGAGAGAGUUACUCGUAAAAUAUCUCAUUCAAAAUCCGACCCCGCUAUUUAUAAGAUCGGGCGAAAUAAAUAGGAUUAAUCGGUUGUUUAUGACGUUGCAUUGCCUAUUGUUAAUAAAUAAACGAUUCUAGUUUGUA